GAGCCGAACGUGCGUCAGCGGCAGUGCGGAUGGUUGUGAGCCGGAGAGUGAGUGAAAGAUGGCGGAGUAAUGAGAUGAGAUCCACCUGGUGAUGUCUUUAUCUCCUCAGCAGGGCUGCUCAGUGCGGGGAAAGCUCGAUUUCAUGCUCCAGACAAAACCUUGUGGAAAUGAACCGCGGGAGGAGAUAUUCAGGAUGAGCCGCCACGCAACAGGCAUCCAGGAGCCGGUGCAGGAGUUCCUCCCCUCCCCACCGCUGCCCGCGGAUCAUGUGCUCAGUUCCGGAGCUGUAACAUUCCCAGGUGUGUUUGAUCAGCAUGGGUGCCCUUUGGUCAUCUUCCCAGUGGAUGGUCAAGCCAAACUUUCAGAACUCAGCAAAGCAGAAGUUGUGGACUUCAUAAAUUACUUUCAGUGUCUUCACAAUAAGAGACAGGAAAAGCCCAGUUUAGUGUCAGUUGUAGCAGAUUUGAGGCACACCUCCAUCCCUACGACCGGCUUCAUUGCUGAGACUCUGCUUCUACUGGAGCUGCACAGGCAGACUCUCCACAGUGUUUACAUAAUUCUGCCCAAAAAGAAGGAUGCCAUGAAGCAGCUGGUGAAACUUCUGGCUCCAUCAAAAUCCUACACUGCCUCCUUCAGGAAAAUCCUUCUGAAAGAAGUCCCAGAACUUUUCAACUACAUAGACAGAAGUCAGCUGCCGCUGUCACUUGGUGGAUACUUUAGGUACUGUCACCAGAGCUGGGUUGGCUUCAUUAAGGAAAUUGAUGCAUUCGCUCAGGAGUUCUUGUCUGUGGUCCAGUGUCUGCCCUCGUGCAUCUCCACCCUGCAGGCUUUGUCCAGGUUGCCGCUUCCAUCUAGCAUCAGCGAGCUCCAGCACUUCUGCUACGUAAAUGAAGCAAAGUUCCUUCAGCUCAGGAGAGAGCUGGGUCUGGAUGAGCUGCUGAGGCACUGUGAGGGUGUGGUGGACAAGCUGCGUUACCCUGACAGGGACCCGUGCUACCAGGCCAUGGCUGGCACGGCCCUCUUCACACACACCGCCUUCGACAUGCUCCAGAAUCACGGCAGAAUAACUGCAGCUGUGGAAAAAGUGGAGCUGCUGUGGCAACAGGCGUUUUCUAAAGCCCAUUUACAGCUACAGGUGUUCCAGCUACGCAGCGAUGCACUGCAGAUCACUGAGAGGAUUGAAACUCUUCAAGAGAAGCUUCAGCUGUACCGAGUGGAAAUUGCCAGGGAUUCUGCAAAGGCCAAGAUGUUGCUGUCUGAAUUUGAGGCGUCCAUUCACACUCCUGCUAUGGGUCUUAUCCGCUGUGCUGAAGAUGUGACCCACACGUUGGCAGAGAUCCUGCCACUAAAAGCUCAGACCAGUGAGAGCUGGGCUCUGGAUCUCCAGAAGCUGAAGAAGAAUCUCCACUCUGCUGUGCAUUUUAUUCUUCAAACCCUAAGAACAGUUUCCGACUACCACAGCUACUUCAACAAGGCCACCAGCUGGUAUAAUCUGGUGCUCCAUGAAAACUUCCUCCAAGAGCUCCUGACUUGUGUUCAAGGAGACGCUCAGUGGCAGAGGAAGAACUGCGGGACCAUCCCUGCAUGGAGAUGGAGGCUUUCUGCUUUCCAGAAGAACAAUCCUCCUCCAGACCUGGAGGAGCUCCGUCAUCUCUCCAAUCUGUCUAAUGCCAUUCCAGAUGAUAAGCUCCAACAGGCAGGCAGCCAGAUUUCUCAGAGGUGCUUGACCCUGAGGAAACUCCUAAUUUCUUCUGGACCUGUGUCUUUUGAGCAGCUUCAGCUGGCGUUGCAGUGGCAGUAUGAGCUGUUGUGUAACAACCAUCUGACUCAUUCUUCGGAGGGCGCUGCAGAUGAACAGACUAAUGAUGCUGCACUCGGCCCUUCAGAGCCUAACGUCACAAAAUGUGAAGCAGCCCAUCUUCCUGGAACAUCUCCUUUACCUGUAACUCCUGGAAUGGUUUUACCUGAAUACAAGCCCCCUUCCCUCAGCUCCUUUGACUCUGGUUUUGAUGGAGCUGGGAGCAGCCAGCUGAAGGCCUGUGCAAGGAAGGAAGUAGCGGCUGGUCUGUGUACGUUAGCUGGGAACAGGGACUCUGUGACGGCCACCCUGAGGCAGUGUCAAAUACAUGAGAGCAUCUCCAGUAUUUCAGAUUGUGAGGGUCAAAAAGAAGAGUUUGAUCUGGGCUCUGUGGGAGCCUCCUCCAUGGCUAUCAUUCAGAUCAAGCCUAAAGCAGAGGUGGACUUCCUGAAUUUCGAGAUCAAAGUGAAGCGUUCGGCUGCUCUACCCAACAAUCCCUGGCUCAGCUUGCCGGUGGAGGAUUUGGAAGACUCCUACACUGUCACCAUUACACAGAAUCCAACACCACAAAAGAGAGAAUGUCGACUUCAUGAUGCGGCUGCCAACCAGUCCAACAGGUCUCGAGAUCAGCCCACUCAGACGGAGGUUAUGAGCACCUCUGAGCCCCCAGGGUCACGAAGCAUGGACUGGAUACUGAAUCCUCCUGAUCCUGAACUAAGCCCCAUUCACAACAUUCUGUCCAGCACAAUUCAUGAUGGAAGAGACCAGUCUGUCUGCACCACGGAGGGUAUCCCCACUCUUCUCUGGGAUUCUUAUGACCUACACGACCAGAAUCCAGAUCCUGUUGAUGGUGGUAUGACCAUCUCCCUGAAGGACUGGGAUGUGAAGGAGCAGGAGAGUCACAGAGAGGUGGAAAAAAUCCUGGACAGGACUGAUGAAAUCCUGGAGGAGGAGGAAAAUGUUUUGGUUCAGGAAGCUGUGCUGGAUGCAUUGCUGAGGAAAGAGGAUGGGAGGGAUGUGUGGCCUCUGUGGGACAGUGAGGACCAUUGCGGUAUAAAGAUGUCAUCCAGUGAGCUAGCUGAAGCUGGUGUUCUUGGCCUGGAUGAAUGUCUUUCUUCUGGAGAAUCAGACAGCCUCAGUGAACCUGAAUUAGCCGACUGUGUGGAUGACCACCUCGACGAUGAGGCUGAAGUGAGGACAGAUGAAGGGUCGUUUCACAUCAGGCCAGAUCUGCUGAUGGAGCUGAGAAAGAUCCACAUCUUGGAUGAGCUCAUCUUGGAAGAAAAGUUCAAGAUCCAGCAGCUCAGGUGCUCCUCAGAAAGUCCUCCCGCUGAACCCUCUGAGAGCACACCUCUGGUUACACAGCUGCCUUUAAAUAUAAACAAAGACAUUGAGGCUUUCCGGUUACAGCUGGAAAAGGAAAAAAGAGAGGUGGAAAAACUAGAGAAGGGUUUGGAUGAAGAGCAUAUGCACAGGAGCAAGGACAAAGCCACAGAGUGUCUCUCACUUCCCAGAAAGAACUUAUUGUUGGUCCAGAACAACUCUGGGGUCUGCCAUUCUGAAACAUUUCAAGCAUUAUUGGGUUUGAAUGUCGCAGAAGAGGAACUCCCACUUUCCUGGAGCCAAGAUGCUUGUAAAGAUAAAAACUCUUUAUGUGAAGCAAACAUCUUAAACAGUACUUCAGAUCUGAGGGAACCAUCUGAGGUGGGAAUCCAACCAAAUGCAAGCCAGUCAGUUUCUUUAACCUCUGAAUUGAGGCCAGAUGAAGGAGCCUUUGAUCCAGGUGGAAUCGACAGUCUUUCUCCUGACACGAAGGAAGGCCUUCCACCUUAUUCAACUAAAAUUAUUUCUCACAAUCCCUGUAAUGCACAAGAUAAGGCACUUGAAAAUAUAGAUCCAGACCUGGUUUUCAAUCCAAAUGUAAAAGAGUACAGUAAUAACACCAAUAACAAUGCAGUCCCAGAUGGCUGUGGUGCAUCAUUAGCAAAACUCUCUGAAAUGACCACAAAAGAUGAAGAGGCCAUGUCAGUGGUACCUGCAUGCUCUCUGCAGCCAGCAGAGAAGAUCAAGUCACUGCCCCAAAUCCAUUCUGAGUCUGAGCCAAUUGGGGACGAUGAACUGGAGGAGGACUCGUCUAAUGGGGCUCUAAGUUCUGAAGCUAUGAGGGUAUCCUCCUGCAGAUCACAAGGGAUGAAGACCCAACUUGAUGAUGAUAUUGCAAAGAUGGCCAAUUUCAAGACUCCCAUAGUACUAGAUACGGGAUCUGGUUUGAUGAAAGCAGGAUUUGCUGAUCAGAAAUACCCAAAUAUUAUUUUCCCAACAAUAAUUGGAAUGCCAAAAUAUGAGGAAAUAAUGAAUGGUGACCUGCAGAAGGAGACCUACAUCGGCCAUGAUGCUCAGCACAUGAGAGGUGUUCUGGCUUUAAAGCAUCCCAUGAAGAAUGGGGUCAUUCAGAACUGGGAUGAAAUGGAAAAGAUCUGGCAUCACACGUUUCAACAGCUGACUGUGGACCCUGAGGACCACCCCGUCUUGCUGACUGAAGCGGCCAUUAACCCUCUGGAGAACCGGCAGCGCAUGGUGGAGAUGAUGUUUGAGUGUUUCAACGUUCCUUGGACCUACGUGGCCAUGCAGGCCGUGCUGGCGCUCUACGCAGCAGGCAGAACCACUGGUGUGGUGUUUGACUCUGGAGAUGGUGUAAGCCACAGUAUGCCUGUAUUUGAGGGUUACUGUCUACCUCACGCAGUGCAACGCUUCCCGCUAGCUGGUGUAGAUGUUACAAUGCACCUUAAAAAGCUCCUGCAGGAACAGGGAGUGUGCAUGCGCACCACAGCAGAGGAGGAGAUUGUGAGGGAGAUGAAGGAGAAGUGCUGCUGCGUUGCUCUGAACUAUGAAGCUGAACUCAGUCAGGAGGGGUCAUCCUGCAGAGAGAUGUAUUACAGCCUGCCGGAUGGACAGAUAGUCACGCUCGGCACAGAGAGGUUCAGGGCUCCCGAGAUCCUGUUUCAACCCCAGCUCAUUGGACGCGACCAUUACGGGAUGCACAACAGCGUCUUCAAGUCAAUCCUCAGCUCGGACGUUGACCUGCGGCGCUGCUUUCUUGAAAACAUUGUACUGUCAGGUGGGAAUACUCUGCUGCCUGGCUUGCCUGAGCGGCUCCAAGCUGAAAUUAAAAGCCUGGUCCCUGCAGAUAUGGGGGUGAACGUACGUGUCACCAGCCCCAAAGACAGAGACUUCUUAGUGUGGAGUGGAGGAGCAGUUCUGGCCAACUUGCCCACCUUCAGCUCUGCAUGGAUCAGUCACGAGGAAUAUGAGGAGUAUGGACCACAGAUCGUCUUCAGGAAGUGCUUCUGAAGCUUAUUUCACCAAGUGCUAUAUAUAUACAUAUAUAAUACAGCUAAAAAGUAUAUAUCUCUUUAUAUGUAUCUAAAUAUAGUCCCAAGGAUCACUGUGAGCCUUAAAUAUGUGUGUUUUAUGUGUUUUCUGUGGAGUCAGUUUUCCUCAGACCAUCGGUAUGGAUCUUGUGAGGUUUUCCAGCCUGCAGGUUUUUGUUUGUUUUAAGUCUUGAGACAUGAAGCUGUUUGUCAAGACGGCCAAGAGGUGUUUGUCAUGAAUUUCUGUUGUCUCUCAAGAAUCUUCUCAUUUUGUAAAUGAGUCUGUCCCCAGAAUUGAAGCUUAAAUGAGUGAUUUUUGUUUCAGAAACUAGAAUUGAAGCUGGCCUUUGAGCGAAGGUUUUACAACUUUUUCUGAAGCAUUUGAAGGACAUGAAUGAAAUGAAGUGCACUGACUUCAGUCACUUUGUGUAUUUAUAAAUUUGAAUGAAUUAUUUUAUGUGUUAGACGAGGAGUGAUUGCAGACGUGGUACAAUUUUUUUCUUUAAUGAAAAACAUUUUAGGUUUUUUCCCCACAUUUAAAACUGUUUUCCAUUUUAAUUCAUCUAAAGUCGUGUUAAAAUCUUUGUGUCAAAAGCUUGAACGCAGCUUUCUCAUCUCAGAAAAAAUCUCCAGUGGACUUUUGCAGCAGUAUGGAGAGCAGAAAAGAGCGUGAUGUGAAGUUGGUGCAGAUUCCCUGCCUGAGCUGAGUAGCUUACUUAAGGUUUAGCUAGUUCAUGAUGGAGUGCAGGAUUUUUGGUCUCAUGCUGUUGAAUAAUGGAAAUUAUGGAGAAACUGUAGAUGCACAUGUAGCCUUUUUGACUGCUGUUUUUAUUUUAUUUUAUUAUUUUUGGCCAUGUUUCAACCCUGAAUUUGUCACUUUGUUUUGUUAUUUUGAAAUAUUUGAAGUGAGAAACUUUCUAUAUUUUACACUAAUGUGCACUGCAGUGUUUUGUAAGACAAGGUAUCCUGUGAGAUCAAAUCCCUGCACUCCCCUGAAUCCUGAACAGCUGUCAAACCUGUGUUUUUAUCCCCAACCCCCUUUAUUUCCUCCUGUGCAUGGUGUGAUAUGAUUUGCAGUAUAAUUGCAUCCUUUUGCAUGUGUUCUGUUUGUCUUUUUUAUUAUUAUUGUGCUCUGUUUUUCUUUUUUUUGUGUGCUGUUUUUCUGAAAGGCCUCCCUAAAAAAAAAACACAUGCUUGUUAUGUAACCUAAAGCUCUGCUCUUUUGUGAGAAUCACCAUGAAAUAUGAUGUGACUGCUGCGAGUCCUCUGUCAUCCUUUUUUAAUAUACUGUAAAAGACUGAAGCAAUUUUAGCAACUGUUUGCCCAGUUUGAUACUGAUCUAGAAUUUAUUUUAAUAAACAAAGCAAACCUA
Molecule: messenger RNA, 6541 nt
Organism: Melanotaenia boesemani (Boeseman's rainbowfish)
Lineage: Eukaryota; Metazoa; Chordata; Actinopteri; Atheriniformes; Melanotaeniidae
Exons: 23
Coding region: 92-5149 (1685 amino acids)
Cellular component (GO): cytoplasm
Molecular function (GO): guanyl-nucleotide exchange factor activity
Source: RefSeq, a predicted model, not a curated record